AGCGGUAGUGUAUGGUUACUAGGUAACGGACCUUGAUAAAAAUAAGAGAAAUCAUCAAGUAAAGCUCAAUUUUUGCUCAAAACUUUUAAUCGUUGGCGGAUUCAACAUCGUUACCAUCCUGGCUUCCCCAAGCGGUAUUCGAGAAAAGCUGCAAAAGAAACGAGGCGCUCUGCAGAGGACGCUCGGGAAAAAUAAAAAUGAAGACGACGUCCAGGCUCUGGUACCGUCUACCAAGUUCAGUGAGGAGAAGCGUCCAUCUACGAUGCAGGAACUUGAAGGCAGUGAGGAAGACCCAGGAGAAACUUUGAAACGCACCUUAAAGGCUCAGAGACAGAAGAGGAAGAAAAAGCUGCUUGAGCAGUCUUCGGUUCAGGGGUACCAUGAUGACAAGAACGAAGAAGAUGGGACUUCCGCAAUUCAGUCUCAUGUGGCCGACGAGGAAGCAUCCAAGAAACUGGAUGUUUUAUCACGAUCUGGCACUGGUUCUCAGAAACGACUCACCUCAAAAACUCAUGGUUCCCCCAGUUCCCAGCAUGCAGACAACUUAAUGAUUCGCCAUUUGGAAGAGAAGCUGAGAGCUGCCAUAUCUAAAGCUGAGACUCUCCAGCAACAGGAGGCACCUCCUGAGCCAGUUAGUCACCUCCAGAGCCUCACAGACAGAGACACGAUAACAAGGUUUGACAGAGAGGCUGAUUUGGACAGAACUGGAAGAAACGAUGUGCCUCCAUCCCUCAGUACCAGAGUCAAGUUUCGAGAAGCAGCAAGAAGAGCAGUGAACGGACAUCCAACUGCAGAGGAAGCGUACAACUUUUUUGCGUUCAACUUUGAGCCAGAUCCAAUUGACAGGACUGAGAGGAUUAGCAGGAAAAAACACAAACACAGAAAAACAGAAGAAGGUGGUGGUGAAGAUAGAGGAGAGGAGCCUGACGAGCAGGAGGAUGGUGAAGCAGAUGAAGAUAACCGGGAUGAAAAUGAAAGCCAGAAUGAACAAGCUCCUCUCGUAAGAAGCGAAGAGGAGAAUCUGUUUGCCAUCGACCGGUCACCCCAGGACUUCCUGGAAAUUAGGAAGGCUGAGUAUUCUGGGUACAGAAAACGUAUGCAGCAAGAAAGUGAACUCCUGUUUACAGCCAGCUUUCGUCCAGUUCCAACUUCCAUUAAGCUCCCUGAAAAUGUGCAGCCUCGCUUUUUAGAGGAUGAGGGCUUCUAUGUUGGAGAGAGGCCUGUUGUGUCUGUGACCAAUGAGAACAUUUUGGAGAAUCGCAUUUUGAAAACAGAAGAGGGAAAGAAAUGGUUUGGAGAUGAUGGCAGGAUCUUGGCUCUGCCUGACCCCAUAAAGGAAUCCUCCACUCGGCCACCUCUCUUCCAGUUUGAGGAAGACCUGGACCUUGCCCUGCAGACCGUGCACAGGAAGGCGCUGAAGUCCAAAUAUGCCAACCUGUACAUCGCUGGUGGAGCGGACCCUGAGGGAAACUACCAGCUUGAUGUUGACGUUUCAGGCCUAAUCUUUUCCCACCAUCCACUCUUCAGUCGCGAGCAUGUCCUCGGGGCUCGUCUGGCUCAGAUGUACGAUCAGUACCUCACCAGGCAGCACAAUAAUCUCACGGGACACCUCACUGACAAGCUGAAUGGAUUGAGGAGGGCGCUGCACAACAUGCUGGAGAUCCACGGCGGGCAAAACCUCAGUCCGGCCAUGCAGCGGAGGAUUUCUGAGUACAGUCUGGAAGUCAGGAACACCCGGCAGCUGCGGGACAACGAGCAGGAGAAAGACAGGACUCUGCUCAAGAAUAUAGUCAAAGUGUGGAAGGAGGUCAAGGCCCUCAGAGACCUGCAGAAGUUUACAAACACCCCAUACAAACUGUAUCUCAAAAGAGAAAACGUGGAUCGGGAAUCAGAUGAGCGAGAGCACGAAGAUGAAAUCUUGGCAGAAGUUGUGGAGUUGCAGGCAGAGGGUGAGGAGAUCUACCUCAAAAAGUUGGCCGAGUACAACAAGCAGCUGGAGGUGUGGAGACUGUGGAGAAAAAAACAGAAGGCCAAAAAGAAAACGAAACGAAAGAAGAAGAAAGCCCAAGCACAGGAUGACAAAGAAAAUGAGGAGGACCAGGAAAUGAGCGAAUCAGAAGGCCACACCGAAGAAGGUCCCCCGAAACCAGAACUUCCCGAGAAGCCAGACUUUGACUCCAUGGAGCAGUGGGUGAGAGAGAAGGUCGCAAGGAUUCGCAGGAAACCAGGAGAGGCCAUCUUGAUUCCUCAGCUGACCGCCUCUGGAAACAUCACUGCGACUGAACUCUGUCCCAGGGCUGAGAUAGCCCGAAGAGAGGAUGUGUCAAGACGCUCUCUUUUCAUCAAGAUCCUCUAUAACGGGAAAGAAGUGUCCCGAACAGACAGCCGCGCUCUGAACGCUGACUUCAGGGUGCACUUUGGUCAGAUCUUCAAUCUCAAGAUCAUAAACUGUCCCCAGAGCAUCAACCUACAGGUGUUUGAGGAGGUCGGGUCCUCGCUCUCCCUCCUGGCUCAGGUCUUCGUUCCUGUGCCCGAAUCCUCUGUUCUGACGGGCAACGUUCCUCUGGAGGAGUUUGAGUUUAGCAGCAAUCAGCGAGUGAUGUUUGACCACGAGGGAGUUGGAAGCGAUGUCCCCCUCUCUUUCGAGGCUGAUGGCAGUAACAAACAAACCCUGCUGACCUCUGGGAAACUGUCAUGCUGUGUUUCAUGGGGGAUUGGGGAAGACGACGUACCGCUGGCUCCUCCCGUGUCUCAACAACCUGCAGGCAUGCACAGUGGCCUGGACCGCCUCGAUGCUGUCACGUCCAUCGGAGCAUCUGGACUCUACGACAUGAAAAAAAUCAGCGAGUGGGCCACACAGUCACGACUCGACCCCAACGAUCCGAAUAACGCCUCCAUCAUGCAGCUGCUGAAGGUGGCCUGCAGCGGGGAGGUAACGGCUCCAGAGUACUUCCGCUUGGAGCAUCUCCAGGAGGAGUUUAACUUUGUGACUGAUGAGGAGAUUGAGAAGUCCAGAAGAUUUCGGCUGCUCAGGCUCAGAAACCAGGAGGUUGCAGAGUUUCGUAAUUACAAAUACGUUCCUGCUCAGGAGAGGGAGGUUACUGAUAAGGUGUUCCAGGAUUAUGAAAAAAGGUUGAAGGACGGAGACGUAAUUGACACCAAGGAGCACCUGGAUUCACACAGAGCUUUGGUGGCUCAAUACCUGCAGAAGAUCCGGGAGUCGGUCAUCCACCGGUUCCUUCUGGCUAAGCAUCACUACCUUCUGUCUGAUUUGGUGGUAGAAGAUGAAAUACCGAGCAUUGGGUUUCUGGGAAUUAACCUGUUCAAGCUGGCUGAACCGAAGAGACCGCUGAAGCCUCAGAGGAAAGAGAGGAAGAAGGUGACGGCACAGAAUCUGUCUGACGGAGACAUCAAGCUACUGGUCAACAUCAUCCGGGCUUACGACAUCCCAGUCCGCAGGGCUCCCAGCAAUAAACCAGGACAGUCGUCUCAGACCGCCAUCCAGGGGAGCGACUGGUACCUCAGCCAGGUGCAGGUCAGGCCCUUCGUGGAGGUGUCCUUCCAGCGCACGGUGCUUCAGACGACCACGGCUGAUGGACCAAACCCGUGCUGGAACGAGGAGCUGCAGCUUCCCUUCAGCGCUCCAAAUGGAGACUACAGUACUGCUAACUUACAGUCGGUGAAAGACGAAGUCUUCAUAAACAUAUUCGAUGAGGUGGUUUUCGAGUCAGGAGCAAGUGACAGAGACAAAGGCAAAACGAUCCAAACACGUGUGGAGAAACACUGGCUGGGCUCCGUGAAAAUUCCUUUCAGCACCAUUUAUUCUCAGCUCAGGAUUGAUGGCACGUUCAAAGUGAAUACACCAGCUGUGCUGCUGGGAUACAGCAAGGAGCGCGGCCACGGCCCCAACGGUGGGUUCGAUAUCUUGCGGAGCCUGAGCGAAGGAGCCUUCAUCACACUCUUCAUCACUAUCGAACCUCAGCUGGUGCCUGGAGAGUCUAUCAGGGAGAAGAUGAAGGAAAUGAAGUUUGACAGCCAGGAAAACGAGCGGUUACUGCAGGCUUCGGACAGAUUUGAGAAGGAGGCGGCGCAGGGCUACCCGGACCGGCCCUGCAUCACCACGGUCAUAGACCUCAACGGGAAAACCGUCUUCAUCACACGCUUCAUUCGGCCCCUCAACCCCCCUCAGGAGUUCCUGGACGCGUUCCCCGAUAAGCUUCAGGAAGCCACGAGCCUGGUUGCCAGAUUCGUCUCGCUGAUUCCUUCUCUGCCGGACCGAGUGACAUUCUCUGGAUCCUGCGACCUUUGGAGCACCUGUGAUCAAUUCCUCACAUUCCUAGCAGGAGAUGAAGAAGAACACGCUGUCCUGUUGUGCAACUACUUCCUGUUUAUGGGCAAGCGAGCCUGGCUGAUAAUUGGCAGUGCCAUUCCCGAGGGGCCGACAGCUUAUGUCCUGACCUUAGAGCAGAACCGCUACCUGAUCUGGAACCCCAGCACCGGGCAGUUCUACGGUCAGUACGACACCUUCUGCCCGCUGCAGGCCAUCGGCUGCCUGGUCAACGCUGAAAAUGUUUGGUUCAACAUCCAGCAGUACACGACUCCGAUGAGGAUGAGUUUUGACGUCACUAAAGCCAAUUUCUGGAAGCCGUUUUUCUCCCGAUCCUUCUCCCACCCCGGGCUGUCGAGUGUACAGCCUGAUAAGCUGGCGUAUCGCCGCACAGACAAGGCAGCUGCAGCAGAGCUUCAGGACAGAAUCGAGAAGAUCCUGAAGGAGAAGAUCAUGGAGUGGCGCCCCCGGCACCCGACACGCUGGAAUCGCUACUGCACCUCCGCCCUCAAACAGUUCCUGCCCAGACUGGAGCAGAGUUUGGGGCAGGACAUGGCAGAUUCGCACUGCCACGACCUGCAGAAAAUGCUGGGCGACUACAAGAUUUCAGGAUUCCCUCUGCACCUGCCGUUCUCCGAGGUGCGGCCCAUCAUUGAGGCGGUGUACAGCACCGGAGUUCACAACGUUCGGGCACCCAACGUGGAGUUCGCCUUAGCCGUGUAUGUGCACCCGUACCCCAACAAUGUCCUGUCGGUCUGGGUGUAUCUGGCUUCACUCCUCAGCACGUGACGUCAAAAACCCGUCAAGAUUUGUAUAUACUGACGCUGUAAGAUCAGCCUCCACACUCAC
Salarias fasciatus (jewelled blenny) is the source of this 5176-nucleotide messenger RNA. RefSeq names its product coiled-coil and C2 domain containing 2A (gene cc2d2a). The record is from RefSeq and is a predicted model, not a curated record. Gene Ontology annotation, biological process: non-motile cilium assembly; protein localization to ciliary transition zone. The transcript has 39 exons. NCBI's taxonomy places the organism in Eukaryota, Metazoa, Chordata, Actinopteri, Blenniiformes, Blenniidae. Bases 263 to 5116 code for a protein of 1617 amino acids. Gene Ontology annotation, cellular component: ciliary transition zone.